GUGGAGUGCGACUAAAAACUAAGGAAACGGGAAAAAUGACUGUUUAUCGAUUACUUUUUAGUUUUGUUGUUUUAAUACAAACGUGUUUAUCAUCAAACGAAACCCACUACACAGCGGCCGUAAUUGAGUACAACUUUUCAAAUUUAAACUCAAACCAAAACCAAUCCUACGAAGAUAGCACCAACGAAAUAAUAAACGACUUCGUAAAUUUAAUCGCAUCGGAAACCGCAAAAUCCUUCGAUAUAAUCGUGCUUCCAGAAUCCGUAAUCACCACCGAUAUCAAUACUCGCCAAGAUUUAAUCGAUCUCUCCCCCCUAAUCGCAACAGGAAACAACCCGUGCAAUAACCCACAAUUAUUCCCGGAUUAUUACCGAACAUUAUCAUGUUCGGCUGCAAACUUUAACACUUACAUCGUUGCAAACGUCGUCGAAAAGUCUUUGUGCGAACGCGAACCUUGUGCUUCGGAUGGAUAUGAUUUAUACAAUACUAACGUGGUGUUCGAUCGAGCCGGAUUUGUAGCGGCUAGAUACAGGAAGUUCCAUCUUUUUGGGGAAUAUGAGAAAAAUGUUACGGAAGAAGUUGAUUUGACCACUUUUAAAACUGAUUUUGGGGUUAAUUUUGGAACUUUUAUUUGUUUUGAUAUUUUAUUCGAGGAGCCAAGUUUAUGGUUAACUAGAAAUGGGACGAAACAUUUGGCGUUUCCAUCGAUGUGGUUUUCAGAAGCUCCAUUUUUAACCGCAUUACAAGUUCAAAAUAUGUUCGCUGUGACUACUGACAGUGUUUUAUUAGCUUCCGGGGCGAAUUAUCCUGCAAUUGGUAGCGGAGGAUCAGGAUUUUACAUUGGUGUUGAAGGCCCCAAAAACAUCGGAAUCGUCUCCCAAGGUGGUACCAAAAUCUUCAUUGCCGACCUCCCUAAAGAUUUAAACAGAAAUUCCAAAAGAAACCUUCAAAACAAUCAAAGGAAAAAAUCCGUGGAGGAAAUCGAUCAAGUUGCAAAAAGCUUGGAUGAAUUUUAUUUAAAAAGGGAUCAAUUAGAUGUUUACACAACACAUUUAAUAACGGAAAACAUCAACUCAACGUAUUGCCACGAAGAUUUCUGUUGCAAAUUUGUUGUCGAGUUUACAAACACUCAGAAAUCUUUAAAAAGUUAUUAUUAUAGAAUAUUUAUUUAUUCCGGUGUUCGAACUUUCGGUGGAAUUUACGGUGGCGUUGAUGUUUGCGCUGUUAGUUUUUGUAAUGAUACUUCUUUGGAAUCUUGUGGAAGACGGAUUAUUCCGUAUGAAGAUAUCGAAUGGAACUUGAUUUUCGAAAAUAUUGAAAUAACCGGAAAUUUUGAUGAUUCGAAACGAAAACAACAAUACCCUAAUAGCUUAUUAAGCGAUUUAGAGCCAUUACAAGCAGCUGAAUAUGCUUGGGAAAGUGAUGAAUCAAACUUGUUGAGUAACGGAAAAAUCGAACGGAAAAUUAAAUUAUUGACUUCUCAAGAGCGAUUAUUGACGUUUGGUAUUUAUGGGCGGGAUUUUACUAGAGAUAGUUCCAUUUGAAGAUGGGUUACCAGCAAAUUAAGACUACUUAUAUUGUAAUGUUAUUGAAUUAAACAUAGUCGAUAUGAUUUUUUGAAAAUUUCGUCGUUUAGUUUCUUCUUUAAUAAUUUUUUUAUAUACAAAUUUCAAUAAUAUUAUCUAAUAGUUUUUAAAUCACAUCAUAAACUAGAAUCUUUAAGCGUCAACUUGAUACUUAUAUCAUUAGUGUCCGACCGAAACCUACAUUUUCCUCCGAAACCAAAAUUCGACUUUCUCCCAGAGUUUCAGAUUUUCCAACAAAUUCAGUUUUUCCAAAUUUUUAAAUAAAAUCAAAAGAAAUGUAAAUUCUUCAUAAUUUCGAUUUUGUAACACAUUAUCAUCGACUCUUUUUCUCGUCGAUGUUGUUAAUGAAAAAAUUAAACGACUUCUUCUAAAUAUUAUUGUUUAUUAAAAAAUUUUCUUAAUUACAAAUCAUUAUCAAUCUU
Molecule: messenger RNA, 2008 nt
Organism: Onthophagus taurus
Lineage: Eukaryota; Metazoa; Arthropoda; Insecta; Coleoptera; Scarabaeidae
Product: vanin-like protein 1
Source: RefSeq, a predicted model, not a curated record